This is a messenger RNA of Aspergillus aculeatinus CBS 121060, 703 nucleotides long. RefSeq lists its product as uncharacterized. The record is from RefSeq and is a predicted model, not a curated record. The transcript has a single exon. Lineage: Eukaryota; Fungi; Ascomycota; Eurotiomycetes; Eurotiales; Aspergillaceae. The coding region runs from base 192 to 671 and encodes 159 amino acids.
ACCUGUUUCACGCAACAGUAUCACGAUGUUUCUGUUUUUCAGUUGACAGAGAGAGCUGCUUUCCAGAGCCUAGGGACGACGAUCGAUCAUGUUAGCAUCAAAUCUCAGUAUUCGCGCCCAAGAUGAAACACAAGAGGUGAAGAUUACAAACCUUCCUCUGCUAUAUCAAGCAGAAGUUGAGCCCGGAAGCGAUGUAUAGGUUUGUGGAGGAUCACUGUCUACUACAAGAAACACUACAGUCAGUCAGUCUGUGUACGAGGAACCCUUCGAUAUCGAAACACCACAGUCAGGGAGUCAGUGUUCGAAACACCUUUCAAUAUCGAAAUCGAUCCUCUUCAGUGGUUCACUUUUCCUCAUCUCCAUCUCACAAAGGACAAAUAAUAGAAAGAACAGCGAUCACGGCUUACCUUUCAUAUGAGGAAAGUGAGGUUAUGUGGAUGGGGAUGGGGAUGAGGAUGUGGAUGUGGAAGGUUGUUCACAAUAACAAGUUGUUCGAACAAGAGUCAGAAGAAGAAAAGGCUUUUGAUAGAGAAGAUAGAAAGAGAAGGGGGGGGCGAGAAGGUGAUCGAAAGCCACAAGAGUCAAGACUGAGACUGAGUGAAUGGAUAACACAGAGUGGAGAGAGGAAGCCAGAUGACGCGUGUGUGGUUGACCAGGGCUGCUGUGAAUAGCUUCGCAGUACUGCUCAACAUUUACUUUUUCU